Messenger RNA from Scleropages formosus (Asian bonytongue), 2070 nucleotides. Its product is annotated as transcription factor-like 5 protein. The record is from RefSeq and is a predicted model, not a curated record. The coding region runs from base 276 to 1460 and encodes 394 amino acids. Gene Ontology annotation, biological process: spermatogenesis; regulation of DNA-templated transcription. Gene Ontology annotation, molecular function: DNA-binding transcription factor activity, RNA polymerase II-specific; RNA polymerase II cis-regulatory region sequence-specific DNA binding; protein dimerization activity. Gene Ontology annotation, cellular component: nucleus. The transcript is spliced from 6 exons. NCBI's taxonomy places the organism in Eukaryota, Metazoa, Chordata, Actinopteri, Osteoglossiformes, Osteoglossidae.
UAUUACAUUUUAAUUCACUUCUAGUUAUCCGUUAAUAACUUCAGGGAGGUUUUCUUGCUGGUUUAAAGAACCGAUUGGUUCCAGUUCAACCCACUUUGCCCGCCAAACUGAAUCUACAUCAAUCAUACAGUUAAUGCGUCUGCUAAGUGAAAUGUAAUGCGCGCUCGCUUGUUCCGGCCGCUCGAUUAGAUAGACAGUAAGUUCGUUUAGUUAGUUUAUCGGUUCGUUUAAUAUUUAUAUUACUGUCCAAAGCCACCCAAAUUCAAGUAGCUGUCAUGUCGUUGAAUGACAGCGGCUCUGCCUGCUCCGGGGGGGCGGCUGUGUGUCGGGCCGAGCUGGUGGCGCAGCACACCCACCUGCGGCCCAUCGCCAUCGGGCCCGAGGGAGGCCCCGGCGCGGCUUUCCCUAACCCUCCCGGCGAGGAGGAGCCCCCGGCCCAGGCUGCCGCGCUGGAGAAGACCCCGAGCGGCAGCGCCGAAGCGCUGGGCUCCAGUCGCCCCAAAGGCAGGAAGAGGAGCGAGGCUUCCGCCGAGGCCAGGCCGCCAACCGGAGCCCGUAUCUGCCUGGAGAAGCGCUUCGCCGGUGUCGCCCAGCCGGAGACCCAAAGAGCGCAAGGUUCCCUGGAGCCGUCCGCCGCCUUCAACAGCUUUCUGUCCAUACUUCACCAUCCCACUGAGCUGUUUGGGGUCACAGUUGAAUCGGAGCCUGGAACCUGUGUGAAGGUGGCCCCUGGUCAGCUGGUGUCCUCAGAAUCAGCAGAAUUCCCCUACCAGCACCCCGGGGCCGCAGUGUGUGAUCUGACAGGCACUGUCACUCAGGCCCAGAGUCUAGGGUUUAACAUGCUGGAACCUGCUGAGCACCAGGACUCACUCCUACCCAGGAACUUCAGCUUCACUUACCACCCAAAAACACAGCCCAUGAAAGCCGCGUUUUGCACUCUGACUAACUCUGCUGUAGAAUCUGAAGUUUGGGUGAAGUUGGAGGGAGAGGCCCUGCAGAAGAAGCCUGUGGUGCCAGCCAAGGGUACCCGAGGGGGAAGGCAUCAGCCGUGCCCACAACGCAGCGCCCUCAGUGACAUCCAGAAUGUGGUUGGCUUGACGGUGACCACUGGAGUGAAUGCUCGCAAGGACAAGGGGAUGGCAGAGAGAUUGCAGCGCAGAGAGAGGCACAACACCAUGGAGCGGGAUCGCAGGAGGAGGAUUCGAACCUGCUGUGAUGAGCUGAACACACUGGUUCCGUUCUGUAACAUCGAGACAGACAAGGCCACCACACUGCACUGGACCACUGCCUUCCUCAAGUACAUCAGAGAGACUCGGGGCGACAGCCUGAAACAGGAGUUUCAAGACACCUUCUAUGGCAAAAUGGGCCCAGGCAUUAAGGUCGGCCACCCGUUCAACCCCACGCCAAUGUACGGCGAAGGUGCCUGUCAGUCUUGUGGUCCACCAGGUGACCAGAUCUGAGCCAACCUCUGUAUACCAGAGCUGGGUCCAUCUGGAAGGAUCAAACCCAUGCAGCUAUACUCAGGGUAAGGUUCAUACCAGGAGAACUGAAUGUUCAAGUUUGAUGUUAAAGAGCUGAAGCAGAUGAAGCACUAAACUGCUGGAAAUUUGUGGAGAUUGAAACCCCCACAAUGUGGUUUAGUUUCUGACUAAAAACCAGAAAUGCUUCACAUUCAGUCCUCUUUUGCCAGAACCACAUUCUGGUAGCAUAACUUAACUAGUGUUUUUAGUAAGUAAGUACUAUGAAAUGUCUGAAACUGCUGUGGUUUACAUGCCUCCUUGAAGUUAAUGCUCAGCAAUAUUUCUCUGCUUGCUUUAAGUGUGUUAGGAGAGUGGAUUCUUUUUGUGUAUCUUCACCUUAUAGCAAAACAGUGACUCCUGUACAUAAUGCCUUGUAAAUAAAAUUGUGGAGUCACUUUUAUCAAUAUGUCAGCUAAAAUUUUCAUACAAUAUAACAAGAUUGUAGAGUUGGCAAGAAAAAUAUCCAUGGGUUUGAAACGAGUUUUGAACAAACCCACCAAAAGGUGUCGCUCUUUGACCAUAAUAGAUUUGAACUUCAAGCCAUUGUGUC